GGCUUCUCCCGUUGCGGAGCACAGGCUCCGGACGCGCAGGCUCAGCGGCCAUGGCUCACGGGCCCAGCCGCUCCGCAGCAUGUGGGAUCCUCCCGGACCGGGGCACGAACCCGCGUCCCCUGCAUCGGCAGGCGGACUCUCAACCACUGCGCCACCAGGGAAGCCCCGUCACGUGUCUUUGAGAAGGGGUCCGUGCGGGCCCCAAAGUCUCCUGCCAGCUGAGGCCAGAGGCCCAAGGGCCCAGGCGCGAAGCUGUGAGCGGCGCGGCGCCUUUAAGAGCCAAACGGAAUGCACCAAAACAGAGCGGCCGCGCGCUUACUGGCUGCGCGCUGCACGUGACCGCACAGCUGAUUUCCUGCCCCCCUUUUUGUUGCUGCCGCCGCCGAGUGUCAGUUUCUGCGCCGCCGCCUGCGGUCGGCCCACUGUGCGGGUCCGCGCGCCUCUCGCGGAGCCCGCCGCGCGCCCGCAGCCCGGGUCCCAGCGCCCAUGGCGCACUCGCCGGCCGCCGUGCCGCCGGGCGCGCCGGAGCAGGGCUGCCCCAUCCGCGUGGAGCACGACCGUAGGCGCCGCCAGUUCACCGUCCGGCUCAACGGGUGUCACGACCGGGCUGUCCUGCUCUACGAGUACGUGGGCAAGCGGAUUGUGGACCUGCAGCACACGGAGGUCCCCGACGCCUACCGCGGGCGUGGCAUCGCCAAGCACCUGGCCAAGGCCGCUCUGGACUUCGUAGUGGAGGAGGACCUGAGGGCCCAUGUCACGUGCUGGUACAUCCAGAAGUUCGUCAAGGAAAACCCCCUGCCGCAGUACCUGGAGCGCCUGCAGCCGUAGCCCCGGCCCCGCGGGGCCCGAGCCCGCCCACCGGACCCUCCCUCCGGGCCUCGCCCCGGCCUCUGCGUGCUCUCAGGAACCCUGGUCCCCACGGGGACAGACUCAGAGUUAUUUUUGUAAGGACGUUUGUCUGUGGCCGUGGCCCAGCUGCCGUGGCGAACGUGGCCCGGCUGUUCCUGCUCUGCAGACACCGUGAGGGCCCGCAGUCAGGACCGGAACGCGGACAGGGGCGUCCCUCUGGUCUUUCUGGGUCCCACCUGCUGCUCCCCGCUCCGUGAUGGGCAGGGGGGCUGAUCUGGGGCCCUGCCAACAUGCCCAGGCCGGGUCGUCUCCGCAGAUGAGGAGCCACGAGGAACCUUGUGUGCCAACUGCUGGGGGCGUCGGGCCAAGCGCGCGCGCACAUGUUUCCUUACUCCUUGCAACGCCCUUCAGCUCUGCAAGAGGCAGGCCCCGCGUGGCUGCCCUCCACCUUCCAGCCCGAGUAUCUUGGGGGUCCCCGCCCCUCGCUGUGGCUGAGCUUUCUCAGAGAGGGCCCUUCCGAGCUGGGGUGGGAGGGAGAAAACCGUCCUCCACGAACCGGCCGCACCACCCAAGAGGAAGAAGUAGUUCUGCAGAGGGAUUUCCUGUGCAGCCGCCAGACAUCAGAGCGUCUUUGCCUUCCUGCGAGCUCGUGGCCUGUCAGGAGUCCUGGGGCCCCUCCCGGACCAGCCUUCCUGGGAACAGCCUGGGGAGCAAGCACCCCAGCACCCUUUGUCCUGUGGGGCCAGCCUUUCUGGGGGCUGGCUAGGGCUCAGGGUACCAGCCUCCGCUGCCACGCUCCCCACGAGGGCUGAAUCCACACCUGCUCUUUUGUGGGGCUGGAGGGGAGCCCAGGAGUCCGGUCCCUCUGGGGUGAGGCGUGAGUGACGUGGCCCCUUCAGCCCUCUUGCUAGGGUGGGCUGCUUGCCCCGUUGACACCUCCCUGCCUGACCUCGGCAGGCACUGGCCUGUGUCCUCUUCCCACUCGUCCGCUCCCAGUCUUGCACCAAGCCCUCCUCCUCCACUGCAGUGGCCUGGGGCCCCCAAAUACCUGUGCGCAAAUGCCUUCUCACCUGGUGGUGGGAACCUCUCUGUCUGCGUGCCUGAAGGCCUGGCAGCCCCAGGGUCCCCGUCCUCAGCACCCCACCUUCCCAGGUCCCAGCCCCCAGCCCCCAGCCCCACUCUGGCCUCCAGGAAUCCCUGAGAGGGCCGAGGGCAACCAUUGCACUCCCAGCUCUGUUUGCAAAGGGCUUUUGGGGGAGUCAGGGAGGCCCCUGGCCUCUACCGUGCUGGCAGGAGGUGAGCUCAGCUGCUGGGUCCCCUCCGAGCCCGGGGGUGUCCCCUUCCUGGUGCAGCAUAAGUAAAGAGUGGGUUGUAGGCCUGAGAGUGGACUGAUGGGCAGCCCAGGCUCUGAGCCAUUUCCCUCUCCAGCACCACCCGCUCCCUGUCCACAUAUCCCUCCCAAGUUCAAGCACAGACUCCGUCAUGAGAACUUCUCUCCAGUAGCUCAGCGAGCUGGUGCUGACCCCUCUGCAGCCUUUGGGGCAAGGUGGCCCAGUUCCAGGGGGCCCUGUCCAUAGCCGGGUGUCCUGCAGCAGUGGCGCAGGGGACCCCAGGGCUGGGUGGCACCAGGGCCCACCAACCCCCGUCCCAGCCUGCACCUGUGUUCUAACAGCAGGUGACUGGGUGCCCAGCCGGCAUGCAGACAAAACACUUAGUACUUGAACCAGGGGAUGUGCGGGGUCUCCAGGGCCCCUGCAGCACUGGACCCAGGGACAGCCUGUCCCCAGUUUCUGCAGGUGCGACCCGGGCCUCCUCGCCUCGGGCUGCCUUAAAGUGCCGCUGCUGCUCCGCUAGAGCCCUCAGCGGCAGCAACGGCCAACUCUCCCAGGUCGGGCCGGGUCCGCUGCAGACCCCUGCGCCAGAGCCCCAGCCCCCCCUGCCAGCACGCCCAACCCCAUCCCGCUGUGGCUGGCGGGCCCCCCCCCCCCCCCACCCGUGCUACCCUGACUGACUGGCGUCCCAGCCUCGGCCCCCAGCCCCACCCAUCCCGGGACACCUGGGGAACCCUUGCUCAGGAGGCAGGCCACGUGGGCCAGUUUGUGUGCCACUGGCAGGGCAGGGGGACACUCAGAGACCCACCCAGGCCCCCCAAGCAGAUCGCCCCCGAGGCCCCGUGCCCUCCUGCCACAGCUGACUUUGUGGGUCUCUCUUUCUCACCCGGUCGAGACAGGUGGUCACUCACGUGCCUUUCCCACUCAGGACCUGCUGCAGGUGGCGUCUGGGCCAGGGCUGGUCUCCAGACGGAUUGCAUGACGUACAUUUCAAUAAAAGGUGUGACCCAGUGCA
Molecule: messenger RNA, 3195 nt
Organism: Orcinus orca (killer whale)
Lineage: Eukaryota; Metazoa; Chordata; Mammalia; Artiodactyla; Delphinidae
Gene: NATD1
Product: N-acetyltransferase domain containing 1
Exons: 3
Coding region: 487-828 (113 amino acids)
Source: RefSeq, a predicted model, not a curated record